This is a messenger RNA of Prorocentrum cordatum, 2865 nucleotides long. The record is from the annotation of a GenBank genome assembly. NCBI's taxonomy places the organism in Eukaryota, Dinophyceae, Prorocentrales, Prorocentraceae.
AUGUCCAUCGAGCUGGACAGGAAUGGAGUCCCUCAGUAUGCAGGCCAGCCAGAGUAUUUCAAUGAAUACGAAGAGCGAGCUUGGGAUCUCUAUCGUGGCAGGACUGGCGAGAAGUCUAAGCAGGCCGCGACAGCGCUGCAUCUACGAUCAGGCCUUUCUGGUCCAGCCUACGAAGCAGUGCGCAAGCUCAAACAUGAAGAGCUGAUAGCUACUGAUGAGUCUGGAGAAUCAAGGCAGGACGGGCUCGCUCUUUUCCUCACGACGUUGAAGAAAGAAGUUCAAGAUAUAGCACCCGUCCGAAGCACCGAGAUUAUCGACAAGGCUUUGUACGGAUCAUCGGUCUGGCGCGACCGCAACGAGUCCAUGGCCAUUUACGUGACAAGGAGGCGAAAGGAGUUCGCAGAGUUGCAGGAGGUCAGCGCCACGACUACGAUCUCAGAGGAGCAAGCCGCAGUCCUCGCCUCCAACAAGAAUGAGUACAAGCUAGCCGGCAUCGAGUAUGCACUGCGGGCUCAGUACCCAGCGGUACAUCGACAGCAGGACCGACGCGCUGAUCGCCGAGAGCGAUCCGCCUACUCUUACGCCGCGUCGGAGCAGGACGAGAACCACCGCAGCAAUAUCUUCAACAAGAAGAAGCCGCCUAGGCGAGUGACUUCGAGCUUCCACGGUCGCGGCAAGGCCGGUGGAAGGGGGGGCCGUCGGGGAGGCGGCAAGGGUUUGACAACCAGGUCGCCCGCAGGGCGAGGAGGCAGCAGCAGUUCGAGUAGUGCUGUCCCUGGCUACGACGACCGACAGCGAGAUGCUCGCCGACAGCACGUCGCCAACCUGAAGAAGCGGGCCCAGUGCUCCGACUGUCACCAGUUCGGGCACUGGCAGGGCGAUGAUGGUUGCCCUCGUCGGUCGAGCCGGAAGCCUACAUCAGUGUCUCCAGCGAAGAAGCCCGCUCAGAACUACUUCGCGCUCGAGGGGCACGGGGGCAACGACGACGACAGCGAGCCGUCCGAGGUCUUCAUGGUUCUAAAGGGCGAGAUGGAGCACGUCUGCGAGCACGCGGCCGACGACGCUUGCGAGAAGGUCGUCCGCGGCGCCAGCAAGACCACCAGGUACAUCACAUGCAGGGAGUGCGACCGACACUUCACGCUCGCCCACCGCAACAAAGGGUUCGAGCUGUGGAGCUACUUCAUGAAGGCCCUGAUGGGCACGAAGUGGGGCCGCUUCCUGUCCCGCAAGGAGUUCGCGAGGCGGAUUGCCCUGGUGGCCGACGCCCUGAUGAUCCAGGGUCGCCUCCCAUCUACGCAUCGGAGGCGGACGGGGGCGCCCGCGGCGCGACGCCUUUCCGGCAAGCAGCGGCUAUUCGGCCGGCUGCCUGCAAGAGGCGACGGACCACGUGCACCUACACCGGCGGCCGCAUCUGCGGCCAGUUCUGCGAGGCCGAGUGCUACUGGAUCAGCACCGGCCGCACCACCUACACCCGAGAAGCGCAUCAUCAAGGUCGACUUGACCCAAGGCGACCCCGAGCCGAAGCCGGGGCCGGAGCUGGCCUUCCUGCACGGCAUCCCGCUCCACCAGAGCAUCGAGCUGGUGGAGUUCCCGGAUCUCGACGGCGUCGACCAGCUCAACCCGGCCCCGUACCCAGCGGAGGUCAUCAUUUUCGGCGCGCACAAGGGGCGAACCUUCCAGGAUGCGGCGUCCGACCCGGCACUCAUCUGGUACAACAAGUGGGCUCUGGACCAGGUCUUGGGCCCCGAGGCGGAGGAGAUCAACCUCCACUUGUACCGCUACGCGUAUUUCCUCUACGCCAUUAUGAAGAUCGCGCGUGGCAAGUUCAACGUUGCCCCGCUGCAGAUGAUCGACGGUGACAAGAGGAGGCUCCCCGCCGACAACGAUUGGAUGGAGGCCAACGCCGGCGGCUUCACCAUCCCGAUUCAGCACAACAUCCAUCAGCCGGACGUCAUCUCUACCUACGAGUGCUCGGUCAUGGCCGCCACUACCGGCAACGCCUUCUCGGCACACGACAACGACGCCGACGCCAUGCUCGCCAUCAUCGGCACUGGGUGCACGCGCGCCAUGCACGGUGAGUCAUGGCGGGCAGCCUUCGAGCGUGAGCUCGCGAGGCGCGGUCUACAGGUAGUGAAGACCCCGACCUCUCGUACAUUCAGAGGGAUCGGUGGCCGCACGAGGAGCACCACGGCGGUCCGUUUUCCCGUGGGCAUUGGAGGAAAGUGUGGCGAGAUUCUGUCGUGUGAGGUGCCGGGCGACUGCCCGAUGCUGCUCAGCAGGGACAUGCUCACCAAGCUUGGGCUGAGCAUGCGGCUUUCCACGGAGGGCGAUGUCGCCGACUUUGUCAACAUUGGCGUCUACAACCUGAAGCUCCACCACACUAAGGUGGGCCACCCGGCGGUCAACCUCCUUGACCUGCCGAACGAGAGCUACGAGACGGCCGAGUGGGCGGCGCUGACGACGCCCGAGGAUCACCACCUCGAGUACUACCCCGAGAAGUUCCACGUCGGCAUCACUUACGUCGAGGAGAGCUCAGUUGAGCCUCUCCCCAGCUUCCUGGACAUCGAGAUCGGCGAGACUACGGACGACGAGUGCCUCCAGACGGUCGUCGACCACGACUACAGACCGGACGUCUUCGCCGCCGAGGCGAUCGAGUGGGGCGGCAAGCGCAACCUCACCAACAAGGCCCGGCUGCCCGCAGGUGCCAGGACAUGGGUCAAGCAGACCUACGCUGGCCAGAUGGGUUUGACAGUGCUCAUGGCCACGAUGGGCCUCUCGGUCGGCGUCCCACUGGACAAGCACACGGGCUGGGGCGCUACCACCAGGCUGGGCAGGCAGAGGUACGACGCGGAGAUCACCAACUAG